This is a messenger RNA of Beta vulgaris subsp. vulgaris (sugar beet), 1520 nucleotides long. RefSeq lists its product as uncharacterized. The transcript has 5 exons. The record is from RefSeq and is a predicted model, not a curated record. Gene Ontology annotation, cellular component: mitochondrion. Gene Ontology annotation, biological process: mitochondrial proton-transporting ATP synthase complex assembly. NCBI's taxonomy places the organism in Eukaryota, Viridiplantae, Streptophyta, Magnoliopsida, Caryophyllales, Amaranthaceae. Bases 392 to 1342 code for a protein of 316 amino acids.
UAUUAAGUAUGAAACUACUGUUAGUGAAAAUCAAAAAUAGCAUCACCGAGAUCUUGUUCUUCAACGGGAAAAAUCGAUUCCUAUAAUGGCUAUAAAUUUAAACUUUCAUGUCCUCUCAAUUUAGUUAAUUACACUUUGCUUAGUUUAAUUUACUGAUUUUUAUUGCUUAGUUUAAUUUACCGAUUUUUAUUGCGUUUAUGCAGAUUUUGGACUUUUUGGUGUUGGAGACUGACUUUGAAGAUUGUAAACAAUUACACAGAAUGAAUAAUUGAGAAUUUAAGCUGAAUUCACAAAACCCACUCGGGAAAACAACCGUUUCCAAACAAAAUUUGACUAGAUCCUCCAAAAUCCAACUAAAAUCAAUCAAACCUUCAAACUCAUCCCAAAAUCAAUGGCGUCAAACCUGAUACGAAAUUCACUGAAAGCAAUCAACUCACAAACCCUACGAACCCUAACCAGUCAUCGCCGUCCUUUCAGCGUGGCAGCUGCCGAAACCGAAGAAUCCGACGCUUUCACCUUCUCAUCUGACGGCGCAGCAGAUGACAGCAUACACUUGAAGUCGUCAGCAAAGACGUCGUCAUCUGUGUCGAUGCCAUUGUCGUUCAUGACUGGGUCAAUCGUAGGAAAGAGAUUCUACAAGAAGGUGACUACAAAAGAAGCCGAUGAUGGAAAUGGUUGGAGUGUUAUGUUGGAUUAUCGAACUCUUAAAUCACCUUCAAAACGCUCUCUUAAACUCCCCACUCUCUCUCUUGCUAAGGCCAUUGCUGCUGAGUGGGAUUUCCAGCAAACAGAUGGAAUUAGACCCUUCACUAUGCCACUCAUGAAGCUUGCUUGCACUGCAUUAGAACGAGUUCCUUUAACCCGACCCAAAAUUAUUAACAAUUUAAUGAGCAAAUUCAACCAAGACUUGGUUUUUUGUCGAGCUCCCAAUGACAAUGUACUCACCACCGGUGUCUAUGAACGGCAAGUUGAGAAGAUAGAUCCUCUACUUAAGUGGGUGGAGUCGGAAUUUGGCUACCAGCCUCUGGUGUAUACCAGUUUUUUUGGUGGCAAACAGGAUGAAGGUCUUGUAAAAGCCAUGGAAAGUCUAUUGAAGAAAGCAGAUGACUGCGAACUAGCAACUAUCGAUGCAUUGACAUCAGCAUCACACUCUUUAAUCAUUUCCAUUGCUGUAGUUUGCGGUAGAUUGCAAAUUGAGGAGGCCGUUGAGUUGAUUAGGCUUGAAGAAGAUCUGCAGGUGGACAAGUGGGGUCUUGUUGAGGGUGGUCAUGAUGUUGAUCUCGCAGAUCUGAAGGUGCAGAUUGCGUCAGCCGUGGUGUUCUUGGGGCUGUCGAGGGCAUAGUAUUACAUUCCGAACUUUUUAAUGCAUCGGUUGAUUGUGCACUCUUCGUUUUUGUAUGCUCCAUUUUGGGCGGUAUUACGUACGACAACCACGUGCCGGAGCUUUUUGUAAACAUGUUGUAGCCUUUGCGAAAUUUGCAAGAGCAAUAAUAAUCUGCUUCAGAAUUUUUGCUAUUUAA